Nicotiana tabacum (common tobacco) is the source of this 885-nucleotide messenger RNA. The record is from RefSeq and is a predicted model, not a curated record. Lineage: Eukaryota; Viridiplantae; Streptophyta; Magnoliopsida; Solanales; Solanaceae.
AUGACUAUUAAGCUAGUUUUUGGAGGUUUUACUUUGAACAUAAUCAGUGCGUACGCACCCCAAGUAGGCUUGGAUGAGGAGUUCAAGAGGUAUUUUUUGGAGGAUUUGGAUGAGAUGGUGCGUGGUAUCGCGCAUACCGAAAAGCUUUUCAUUGGAGAAGAUUUCAACGGCCACAUUGGAGCGAUGUCGGGGGAGGGGGGGUAUGAUGAUGUGUAUGGUGCCUUUGGUUUUAGAGAUAGAAACGGAGGAGGAACAUCUCUGUUGGACUUUCCUAGAGCAUUUGAUUUGGUGAUAGCAAACUCGAGUUUCCCAAAGAAGAGUGAGCAAUUGGUCACCUUCCAGAGUUCGGUGGCCGAGGCUCGGAUUGAUUAUUUACUCUGUAGGAAGUCCGAUAGAAGUCUUUGCGCAUUGCAAGGUCAUCCCGAAGAAGACGCGAUAGAGGUAUUAGGGGUCUCAAAGGGUUACUCUAGUGGUUACAAGGGAGACUGGUGGUGGAAUGAAGAGGUGCAAGGAAAAGCGGAAACCAAGAAAGUGGUGUAUCUGAAGCUAGUGGAAAGUGUAUACGAGGAGGAGAGGAGGGUGAAUAGGGAGCAAUAUAAGUUGGCUAAGAAAGAGGCAAAGCUAGCAGUUAUGGCAGCCAAGACUGCAACCUUUCUUCAUUUGUAUGAGGAACUCAAGGGCCAAGGUGGGGAUAAGAGGUUGUUCAGGUUAGCCAAGGCGCGAGAAAAGAAGGCUUGUGACUUGGACCAAGUGAAGUACAUCAAGGACAAAGAAGGUAGAGUUUUGCUAGAUGAGGGGCUUAUCCGUCGGAGAUGGAAUACCUACUUCAAUAGUCUCUUGAACAAGGGUGGGAGGGGGAUAGGAACAUUGUACAGGGAAGAUUAG